UGCCGUUGGCGUAUACACGCUUUUUUCAUGCAAACCUGAGAGCAUUUGUUUACGUUGAGUCGAAGAAAGAGCAGGACGAUCCGAACCCUUUAACCGUGUUUGUGUUUUGACGUUUAUUAUAGCUCUCACCACAUGACCCAGCUAGGAUAAGAGUCUUUUGCGUUAGAGCGAUUUGAGAAAUUAAAUCGCUUUGUUUUUACUUCAUGAAAAUGAUAUAUAAAAGGACAGUCGUCGGUAGCGUAAAGUUUAAUAGGAGAUAAAGAAAAGAAAUAGUCUUGCAUUUCCUGUGGAGAAGUUAGACGACUAACAUGAAGAAAUUUAUCAUCGGAUAUUUAGCUUUUUGUACCAAUCACGGACAAGCAAGAUGUCAGUCUAAGAUGGCUUCUAAAAAUGACAGCUCUCAGGUGAGCAGUUGCCUCAAUCACUCAGACCAAGCCAAGGACAGCAGAGCAGGACUUAGCCAAGAGCCAAUACGCCCCUCGCCCCCAAAUCAAAGGCAUGAUGAGGGCUUCAGAACUGAGGCCACCGACUCGAGGCAAAAACCAGGUGACAAGGCACAGCCAGGAGGUACAUGGGGUGAGGCAAAGCUGAAGAAAGAACCUGAGUGCCACAUGCAGCUGGACAAACUGUGUCCAAACAGGAAUCACACAGUGCUCAUCGAUACAAACAAAUUUUUACAUGACAGAAUAGUUCCAUAUAGGGGACAACACGUUUGGGACAGCAAGCAUGUGAAAUUACCCCCACAUUAUCCAGGGAAUUCCAAGGAGUCUCGCUGGGCAGCCACACAGAGAGCUCUGCAUGGUCUUAUGAGGCAUAGGGGUGUUUCAGUAGGAGAUGUAGAGGGGGCUAUUAAAACUUACAAUCAAGCCCACAAUAAAGACUGGAACUUUGAUGCCCUUCGCAUGUAUGCUCAUGAAUCAAAGCAUGAGACAGAUUUUUCCAAGGUGAUUUUCAAAAUGGCCAACCUGGCACUCAGGCUGCCUGAGCUCAUCCAACAUCCCAUCCCUUUGCUGAGGCAAAACUGCAACCUCGCAAUAACACUGUCCCAGGAGCAGAUCUCCUGCCUGCUGGCCAACGCGUUUUUCUGCACCUUUCCCCAUAGAAAUGCAAGCCAUCACGGCAGUGAAUACAGCAAUUUCCCCACCAUCAACUUCAGCAGGCUGUUUGCUGAAAACUCUCCACGGACGUUUCAGAAGCUGAGAGCCCUUUUUCACUACUUCAACACUGUAACUGAAGACGGCACCAAACCAAAUGGACUGGUCACUUUUGAACGAAUCUGCAUUUCUUCUUCUGAAUACCCUGAAUGGAAUAAGCGGACGGAGAAUUUGACCAACCUCUGCGUGUAUGACAAUGGCUUCAUCGAGAAGGAGGGCAAAGGCAUGCUGCAGGUGGACUUUGCUGCAGAUUUGAUAGGUGGAGGAGUGCUCGGGCGAGGACUGGUACAGGAAGAGAUUCGCUUCCUGCAGUGCCCCGAACUGAUCGUGGCUAGGCUUUUCACUGAAAGGCUUUCCGACAACGAAUGCCUGAAGAUCACAGGUGUUCAGACAUACAGCAAUACCCUCGGCUACAGCGAUAGCUUUGUCUGGCACAGCCCCCAUACAGACAACACAAAAAGGGACGAAUGGAAGCGGCGUUACUGUCAGAUUGUUGCCAUUGAUGCAACCAACUUUAAAGACUCAAAACUGCAGUUCACCGAGACAAGCAUAAAACGAGAACUCCUCAAGGCGUACGUCGGUUUUAGGAACGAUCCAAAUAUUCCUAUCGAGUACACUCCCGCUAUUGCAACUGGCAACUGGGGAUGCGGAGCUUUUAAAGGCGAUCCAAUGCUCAAAGCUCUUAUCCAGAUGAUGGCUGCAGCUGUGGCUCAGAGAGACUUGGCCUACUUCACCUUUAACAAUAAGAAGCAGGCAGAGGAGCUGCAGAGAAUGCACGAGUUACUGAAAAUUCACAAGAUGACCGUGGGCAAGUUAUACAAUCUGCUGCAGGAUUACUGUGAAUUCAGUCAUCAUCACAAAGUGAAGAAUGUGUUCAAGUACAUCAGUGAGAAGAUUAACUCCAGUAACUUGUGAAAACCUGUAGUUUGAUGGGAAGCAAUACAAAAUAUUACUUCAAUACUGUAUUUCUUUUAGUGAAAGAAAACUUUAAAUGGGGUUUGAUUUUGGUUGCAGGGUUUACAUUUAACCACAGCAGAAACACAAAUGAAAAUCAGUUCAAGGCACUUUAUAAAACUGUUUUAAUGUGAUUUUCAUUAGGGGGAAAUAAAUGUAAUGUAGUGUAGAUCAUACUUUUAAUAAGGUAUAUUGUGUCACGAUUUCUUAAAUUUUAAUUCUUUUAAUUGCAACACUGUAUGAUCGGUCUAAGAAAAGAAUGGAAGAAAAUCUCCAUGAAGCCAAGCUGCUUUUAUUGAAUGAGGUAUUUUAAGAGUGCAACAUACAAUAUUAAGAAAAUAAAUUAAAGUCGCUAGUUUUGUAGAGGUUUGUUUGACAUCCUGUUUGACAAUAAAAGGAGAUUUCAUCUUU
Messenger RNA from Hemibagrus wyckioides, 2519 nucleotides. RefSeq names its product poly (ADP-ribose) glycohydrolase, like (gene pargl). Gene Ontology annotation, biological process: regulation of DNA repair; carbohydrate metabolic process; nucleotide-sugar metabolic process. Gene Ontology annotation, cellular component: nucleus; cytoplasm. Bases 309 to 2069 code for a protein of 586 amino acids. The transcript is spliced from 16 exons. Lineage: Eukaryota; Metazoa; Chordata; Actinopteri; Siluriformes; Bagridae. Gene Ontology annotation, molecular function: poly(ADP-ribose) glycohydrolase activity. The record is from RefSeq and is a predicted model, not a curated record.